This is a messenger RNA of Pelobates fuscus (common spadefoot toad), 5877 nucleotides long. It is a transcript of the gene ECPAS, whose product is annotated as Ecm29 proteasome adaptor and scaffold. Gene Ontology annotation, molecular function: molecular adaptor activity. Gene Ontology annotation, cellular component: nucleus; cytoplasm. NCBI's taxonomy places the organism in Eukaryota, Metazoa, Chordata, Amphibia, Anura, Pelobatidae. The record is from RefSeq and is a predicted model, not a curated record. Gene Ontology annotation, biological process: proteasome assembly. The transcript is spliced from 49 exons. Bases 225 to 5780 code for a protein of 1851 amino acids.
UGAGAUCCCAGCCCAUGUGCCUGGCUGACAUGACACCGGCACAUCCCAUCCCCAUUCCUGCUGCAGCUGUCCAUGUCACUGACACUGCCCAGGGCACACACAGGAUUCCAUGCAUGGAACUCCAUCACCAGGGCUCAGAGCACAUAAAAAGAAACAAUAUUUCCUUCACAGGAACUGGUCAUUGCCACCAUUAGCUCCUCCCUCUGUUAGUACUACCGGGCAACAUGGCUGCUGCUUCUUCCUCUGCAGCUCAGGAUGAACUCAAUCAGCUUGAACGUGUGUUUUUACGUCUCGGCCAUGCAGAAACAGAUGAGCAACUUCAGAGUAUCAUUUCUAAAUUCCUUCCUCCUGUUCUCCUCAAGCUGUCUAGCGCACAGGAGGGAGUACGGAAAAAGGUCAUGGAGUUACUUGUCCACUUGAACAAAAGAAUCAAGAGUCGUCCUAAGAUCCAGCUCCCCGUGGAAACCCUUCUAGUCCAGUAUCAAGAUCCUGCGGCUGUUUCUUUUGUGACUAAUUUUACAAUAAUUUAUAUAAAAAUGGGAUUCCCUCGGCUGCCAAUUGAAAAGCAGUGUGAGCUGGCACCAAGUCUCCUGACUGCAAUGGAAGGAAGACCCCAACCACAACAAGACAGCCUAAUGCACUUGCUGAUACCUGCCCUUUACCACAUGAAAUACCACAAUGAAUCGUCCAAAUCCUCCUCUCUUUUUAAUCUCGCCGAGAAACCAAAGAUUGUGCAUCAUCUUUUGGAUUUUAUGUUGGAUGUCCUUCUGAUGCCUUACGGAUAUGUGCUGAACGAACCUCAGAGUCGCCAAAGUACACCUUCUGGACAAGGAUCUUCUGCUACAAGCGGAGGCAGCGGUGUAGGAAUUCCUCAGCCUCCACCUGGUUUGAGCUUCUAUGCUGCCAAGCGUGUUGUGGGAGACACUCCAUGGACAGCAGAGCAGUUAGAACAGUGCAAGCUGGGUAUUGUGAAGUUUAUCGAAGCAGAGCAGGUGCCCGAGUUGGACUGUGUCAUACACCUUGUGAUUGCAUCCAGUGACACUAGACACAGUGUGGCUACUGCAGCAGACCUGGAGCUGAAAAGCAAACAGAGCUUGAUUGACUGGAAUGAUCCCAUCAUUAUAAACAAAAUGUUCAAGGUGUACUUGGGAGACAUACCGCUUAAAACAAAGGAGGGUAAUUUGCUAAAACCAGAGCUUAAGCGAGAUCCAGUGAGCACCCGAGUUAAAUUAAAGAUUGUUCCCCAUCUCCUGCGAUCCAGGCUGGCAGCAGAGUUGUUCCCACCUAACAUACAGGUUGUGUAUGACGGCCUUUUUGGGGGAAACACAAAUGCCAAAUUAAGGACCCUUUCUCUUCAGUUUGUGCACCACAUCUGUAGCAUGUGUCCUGACAGUAAAAUAAAACCACUAGGUCCAAUGCUGCUGAAUGGACUAACCAAGCUCAUCAAUGAAUACAAAGAGGAUCCAAAGUUGCUGUCUAUGGCAUAUUCAGCUGUUGGUAAGCUAUCAAGCCGGAUGCCUCAGUUAUUUACCAAGGACAUUGCCCUUGUGCAGCAAUUUUUUGAAGCCAUGCGCAAGGAGGAUACAGAUGUCAGACUUUCUAUCCAGGAAGCUUUGUCCAUGAUGGUAUCCGCUUACUCUAAUUUAGAAGGGGCCCAGCUGACCCUUAUGGAAGCUCUUGUUAGUUCAUACAUGAUAAAGCCAGAAGUUCAGGUUCGACAAGUUGCUGUGAAGUUUGCCAGUAAUGUUUUUGCUCCUGAUCACAUCCCAUCAAGAUAUUUGCUUUUGCUGUCAGCCGGAGAUUCGCGGGAAGAGGUACAUGGAGAAGCACAGAGAGCCCUCCGGACAUUCUCUGCAAGUGGUGAAAAGGAUGGAUCUUCUCCUAAACUUCCAUCCUUCCCAGUGAUGGUCCGUCAUAUCUCUGAAAAGGCUUCGAACCGGAUGAAAUCUCGUUCUAAAGUUGUGACCACAACGUCUGUGCUCCCCUUUAACCCUGCUACAUUUUUAGAGAUCAUCCUUUACCUGAGAAUGUGCCUGGCUCACAGUGCUGGGGUUACACCCACCUGCCAGUCAUUAGCAGAUAUGCAAGACCAGGCCCCAGCUCUUGGGCGUUAUAUCAGAGAGCUCAUGUCCAAUGAAUUUAUUGCUCUAGACUCCUCUUCUUCAAAGAAUGGUGACAUGAAUCCAGUGGAGAUGUACAUGAGCCUCGUCCAGCAACUAUUAUCUGCUGUGGGAGGUUUGUCAGUGAUGUAUUGCUUUCUGGAAGUAGUCUCUGUCUAUCCACAAAAGCUAUCUGCAAAAUUGGUGGAUUCCACUGACUGGAUAAAGACUCUGCUGAUUUCAAACAAGGAGGAGAUGCGAGAGCUGGCAGCUCAGUUGUAUGCGGUAGUAGUGUCUACAGUGUCUGGCCCGGAAUUAAAGUCUAAACUGCAAAGUCUGAUUAAGAGCGCUAAAGACAACCACAAUCCUGAGGCUCAGCAUGGAUCCCUGCUUGCCCUGGGCUAUCUGAUUGGAAGAUACUUGGCCAAAUCGUUUAAACAUAACAUAGAAAUGCAGGACUUGGAACAGUCUAAAUCCGCUCCUCUACCUGAUCAAAAUGAAAUGAUCCAAACCUGUGUUGAAACUAUUGGCUCGUUUCUGGAUAACCCAUCCCCACAGCUGUCAGUAGCGGCUAUUAUGGCUUUGGGGGAGAUUGGAAGGAAUGGGGUGCUUCCUAUUCCAGAUGAUGGAUCUGGUUUUACCAAGAAACAACUUGUGGAGAAUCUGUUGGCCAGGAUAACGUCUGGAAAGGAAAUAAACAAGGCCAAAGAACGAGCUAUAAGGACUCUGGGUUUUUUUACUGUUGGAGAUGGGAAUUUCCCUUAUCAAAGAAUGCUGCUUCAAGGACUAAUGGAAUCGGUUGAAGCAAAACAAAUAGAACUUCAGUUCACUGUAGGAGAAGCGAUUACAAAUGCUGCUGUUGGUACAAAAUCCUCUGCGGCUAGAGAUCUUUGGCUUGUCACAGAAGAAGAAUACCAUCCACGCACUGAUGUGAAGGUGAAUGAUGAAGUUCAAUGGGUUGUAGAUCAGAUUCUCAACAAGUACAUAGUGAGCAUCAAUCCGCACAUCCGUCAGGCUGCGUGCGUCUGGCUCCUUUCACUGGUGAAAAAACUGAAUGAACAUAAAGAAAUAAAGUCGAAACUUAAAGAGAUUCAAAGUGCCUUUAUAUCCGUUCUAUCCGAUAAUGAUGAACUUAGUCAAGAUGUUGCAUCGAAAGGUCUUGGGUUGGUAUAUGAACUGGGCAAUGAACAGGACCAACAGGAGCUGGUGUCUAUUCUUGUGGACACACUCAUGACUGGGAAAAGGGCCAAGCAUGAGGUUUCUGGAGACACAGAGUUGUUUCAAGGCACAUCUCUCGGAAAGACCCCGGAUGGACAGGGGUUGUCUACAUACAAAGAGCUGUGUGCAUUAGCCAGUGACCUCAGUCAGCCUGACCUUGUAUACAAGUUCAUGAACCUGGCAAAUCAUCAUGCAAUGUGGACAUCACGAAAGGGUGCAGCUUUUGGUUUUAAUGUGAUUGCUACCAAGGCCGGAGAGCAGCUCGCUCCAUUUCUACCCCAGCUAGUUCCGCGUCUCUAUCGUUACCAGUUUGACCCAAACACUGGAAUUCGCCAGGCUAUGACCAGCAUUUGGAAUGCAUUGGUCACUGACAAGACACUUGUAGAUAAAUAUUUACCGGAGAUUCUUCAAGACCUGAUCAAUAAUUUGACAAGCAAUCUUUGGAGGAUCCGUGAGUCAAGCUGUUUAGCUCUUAAUGACCUGCUCCGUGGCCGCCAACUGGAUGAUGUCGUUGAAACCCUUCCUGAGAUAUGGGAGACCUUAUUCAGAGUCCAGGAUGAUAUAAAGGAAUCUGUCCGGAAAGCCGCAGAAUUGGCCCUGAAAACAUUAAGCAAGGUGUGCAUUAGGAUGUGUGAGCCCAGCAGGGGAUCGGCGGGCCAAAAAAUAAUUGCUGUCCUUUUGCCAUGUCUCCUCGAUAAAGGAAUGAUGAGUUCAGUAACAGAAGUUAGGGCACUGAGCAUCAACACACUCGUUAAAAUUAGCAAAAGUGCCGGCGAGCUGUUGAAGCCUCAUACUCCAAAACUCAUCCCAGCUUUGCUAGAGGCCUUGAGUGUCCUGGAACCUCAGGUUCUCAACUAUUUGAGUCUGAGAGCUACAGAUCAAGAGAAGGCUGCAAUGGACAGUGCGAGACUGAGUGCUGCUAAAUCAUCACCAAUGAUGGAAACCAUAAACAUGUGCAUACAGCAUCUCGAUGUCCACGUCCUGGCAGAGCUGAUUCCAAGGCUGUGCGACUUGAUCAAAAGUGGGCUUGGUUUGGGAACUAAGGGUGGCUGUGCUAGUGUCGUCGUAUCCCUCACAACUCAGUGUCCUCAGGACUUGAUGCCUUACUCUGGUAAACUCAUGAGUGCUUUAUUAAAUGGACUUAGUGAUCGCAACAGUGUGGUACAGAAAUCGUAUGCCUUUGCAUUGGGCCAUUUAGUUCGGACAGCAAGGGAUAGCAGCACAGAAAAACUACUGCAGAAAUUAUGCACUUGGUAUAUGGAAAAAGAAGAAGCGCCACACAGGACCGGUUGCACGUUAACAGUUCAUGCUAUCAGCCGUUACAGUCCAGAUGUUUUAAAGAACCAUUCUGCAGUGGUUUUGCCACUGGCCUUUCUGGCUAUGCAUGAAGUUUCAGACGAAGAAAAAGGAGAGAAAGACGAUUCUAGUCUUUGGAAAGAAGUAUGGCAGGAAAAUGUGCCAGGGAGCAUCAGUGGUGGUAUUCGUUUGUACAUGAAGGAACUGAUUGCCAUUACCCAGAAAGCUUUGCAGUCUCCAUCUUGGAAAAUGAAGGCUCAGGGAGCAGCAGCCAUGGCAUCCAUUGCCAAGCAACAAACUGGCUCUCUGGUGCCUCCUCACUUGGGUAUGGUGGUUAGCGCACUCCUACUGGGUCUGCCUGGAAGAACGUGGGCUGGGAAGGAAGAGCUGUUAAAAGCUAUUGGGACCGUGGUUUCUACUUCUAGUGAGCAACUGCUGCAGCCCAACUCUGAGCAGCCCAGUGUGGAUGAUAUAGUGCAGGCCGUACUCAAGGAGUGUCGCAAGGAGAACAUCCGCUACAAGAUAAACGCUCUGAAGUGUGCCUCUGACGUGCUGGAGUCCACCAAGGUGGAUCAUUUCCAAGACAUGGCAGAAAUAAUAUUCCCUCUCAUAAAAAAGACCUCUAUGGAAACUGUAGGGGCUCGCUCUCCAAAAGAUGAUGAAGAUGAAAAUGAAAAGACAAAGGAGUUGCAGACGGAAUGUCUAUUGUGCGCCUUUUCUACUUUAGGAAAGACAUGGCCGAGAAAUCUUGAGACACAACGUCGCUACCGGAUGGAGGUGUGCAAGAUGAUGGUUGAACGGCUAAAACUCAGCACAUGGAAGGUGCAGCAUGGGGUCCUCCAGUCCAUGAAUGCAUACUUUCAAGGGUUAUUGCUUUUUGAAAAGGAACAUACAGACACUGAUGCUCUCACAGAAAUCCUUACAGAAACCUGCCCGGCGAUAGCACAUUCUUUAGAAAAUAAGAGUUAUUCCUCUGUCCGAACGGAAGCAAUGUUGGUUUUAGAACUACUUCUUAGGAAACUGGAAGAUAUAGAACAGUGGAAAUGUCUGACACUAGACAACAGAAACACACUCAUAGCUUCACUAUCCACAAUGGAAACAGACAGCAGGCCCGACUUGAAAGAAAAGGGGUUAUUGCUGAAGAAAAAGCUUGAGAACCUGAACUGAGAAAAUAAAAGAACCUAUGUGUACUUCAACAAUUUCACAAAUUCUGUAGCAUGCAUCAUUCCAUGCCCAAAAUAAAUAUCUCCAAUUAUGUUCUCAA